Molecule: messenger RNA, 2515 nt
Organism: Motacilla alba alba
Lineage: Eukaryota; Metazoa; Chordata; Aves; Passeriformes; Motacillidae
Product: zinc finger protein 692-like
Exons: 12
Coding region: 214-1914 (566 amino acids)
Biological process (GO): regulation of transcription by RNA polymerase II
Cellular component (GO): kinetochore; chromosome
Molecular function (GO): chromatin insulator sequence binding
Source: RefSeq, a predicted model, not a curated record
UCCUGUCCAUCCCCAUCCUCAGGCGGGAGUUUCCCACGGUGCCCCGCGGCCGGACUACAUCUCCCAGCGGCCCCCGCGGCCCCGCGCGCGCGCGGCGGGGCGGGGCCCCCCCGCCAUCUUCGCGGCGGUCCCUGAGCGGCGCGAGCGGGGCGGGGGCGGGUCCGGCGGCUCUUAAAGGGGGCACGGCGCGGGGUGGGGCCCUCUCGGCGCGGGAUGGAGCGCGGAGCGGCACCGGAGACUCGGAGCAGCGCCGUGCCCCCCGCUGACGCCCCCGUGUGCCCCCAGCCCCGCGGGGGUCGCCCGCAGGCCCCGGAGUGCGUCCGGCGCCAGAAGCGCCGGGAGCUGGACGCGCGGCGCAGCAAGUGCCGCAUCCGCAUCGGGGGGCACCUGGAGCGCUGGUGCCGCCUCAAGGAGCAGCUCGGAUUCGCCCUGCACUCCCAGCUGGCCCAGUUCCUCCUCGACAGGUACAGCUCUCAUGGUUGCACCUGGAGCACAGGAGAGCUGGAGCGGCUCCAGCCGGCGGCACUGCAGCGCCUGGUUGUGCUGUCCCACGGCCACGGCCAGGAGUGCGGCUUUGUGCCCGACAUCCAGCUGCCGGCACCAGGCAGCACGGCAGCCCCGCUGGUUUGGGAGUGCGUGGCGGGCCACCGCUUCUCGUGGGGCGGCUCCGGGGGUCCCAGCAGCCCCUCCUGCGACCCGCUGAAGGUGGCCCAGGGCUGCAGCCCCUCCGCGCGCCGGCACUCGCUCCGCAGGGCCGCGCUGGGCUCCGCCGAGGCAGGGGAGGAGGGAACGGCCAGGGCACCGCAUGGCGAGGGGGAGAUGGGACAUGCUGGUGACACUGGUGGCACAGCCCCCCAGGUGCCACUGGAACCGGGGCCUGUGGCGGCAGCUGGCGAGAGCAGCGCCAUCCCGGGGGACGACGCAGAGCCAGGAGCUGAGCCCCGAGAGGAAGAGGAGGAAGAGGAGGACGAGGACUUUGCCAAGGGGGACGACCUGGCCUACACCGACGACCUGCGUGACGAGAACUACCACCCCUCCCUGGACAGCGACUCGGAGCCACAGCGGCGCCAGAGCCAAGCCAAGGCUCGCAAGAAGCCGAUCAAGGAGGAGCAGCCCCUGCUGGAGCCGCCCCUGCCCAGCUCUGGCCCCUUGGAGGAGAAGAGCGGACGCGUCAGUUGCCGUCGGCAGCCACGGGCGAGUGACAAGGACGUGGCUCAGAUCGGCCCCAAGAGGAUCAGGAAGGCGGCAAAGCGUGAGAUCCUCCUGUGCGACUUCGAAGGCUGUGGCAAAAUCUUCUCCAACCGCCAGUACCUGAACCACCACCAGAAGUACCAGCACGUGCACCAGAAAACCUUCACCUGCUCUGAGCCCACCUGUGGGAAAUCCUUCAACUUCAAGAAGCACCUGAAGGAACACGAGAAGCUGCACAGUGACAAGCGGGAUUACAUCUGUGAGUUCUGCGCGCGCUCCUUCCGCACCAGCAGCAAUUUGAUCAUCCACAGACGGAUCCACACCGGGGAGAAGCCGCUCCAGUGCGAGAUCUGUGGCUUCACCUGCCGCCAGAAAGCCUCCCUGAACUGGCACAUGAGGAAACACGACGCCGACUCCUUCUACCAAUUCCCGUGCGACGUCUGCGGGAAGAGGUUCGAAAAGCGGGACAACGUCACGGCCCACAAGAGCAAGAGCCACCCCAGGGCGCCCGGGGGACUCCCCCAGCCCGAGGGGCUCCCCCAGCCCGAGGGGCUCCAGCAGCAGCCAGAGCCCCCUGGGCCGAUGGAGCCCCUGGAGCUGCUUGGGGCUGUCCUGGGGACUGGGGGGGACACGGGGAGGACCCCACUGGAUUUUGGCGGGGGGGAUGUUGGGCAGGAUCCAGGCGUGCCCCAAGGCCAGGGGAUGGGCGACGGGGGGUCCUAAGAGGGCUCGUCCCCCCGUUUGGGGACUGGAGCAAAAGCAGCUCCAGGUGCCAGAAAUACCUGGGAGAGGCAAAACUGGGGGAAAUCCCAGUUCUUCAGCCAAACCCUAGAUGAAAUCCCAAGUUUUCAGCCAAAUCCCUGGGACAAAUCCCAUUUUUUUUUGCCAAAUCCCAGCUUCCCUCGAGCCCAGCAGUAUUGCCACAAGUGGAUCCUCAAUAAAGACUUAUUUUGGGUAAAAGUGGGAUUUGGUGUCAGAUUUUUACGGAAAAAAAUAGAAAAGUGAUAUUUGGGUGGUUUGGACUCAGAAAAAUGGGUUGGAGAGGGGGUGGAGACACCAAACACCCAGGAAUGGGGACCCAAACUGGGGUGAGAGGGAGCUCCCAAUGAGUCUGUGCCCCCAAACUGGGACGGAUGGGAGCACACAUUGAGCUGUGCCCUGCAAAUGGGAUGAGAGGCAAUGCCCAGUGGGGUGUGCCCCAAAACUGGGAGCUCCCGGUGCUUCCAACUUCUCCUUUAAACUUCAUUCAAUUUUCCCUUAAAAACUCUUGAUUUAAACCAGAAUUUGAACUUACAGGUACUUGGAAGCUCCAAGUUGGGACCAU